AUGAGCGUUCCUCAUUUGUUCAGAUGCCCGAUAAGCUUGGAAAUCUUCACUGAUCCUGUUACCUUGAGCACUGGCCAGACCUACGACCGGCCGAGCAUCGAGAAAUGGCUCGCCGACGGCAACCGGACGUGCCCCGUCUCAAUGCAGAGGCUCACCGAUACCACAUUAAUCCCCAACCAAACGCUCCGCCACCUUAUUGACCAGUGGCUCCUCGCCGAUUGCCGCGAGUCCGUGCAGUUUCCUCACGCCGCGGAUUUCGACUUCUCGGUCAUCGCGCUCAGACAGGAACUCCUUUCGCCGUCGGCGAAGCUGGACGCGGCCAGGAAAAUACACGUCCUGUCUGUGGAGUCUGACGUCGGCCGGGCAUGCUUGAUACAGCUUGGGUUCUUUCCUCUGCUGCUUCAGCUGCUGUUCCGAGAAUCGGGAGGAGGAACCGUCCUCGAUGCUGAGUUCGCCGGAGUGUUGCUCAACUCCGUUCUGAGCUUGUCGGUCUCCGGCGUUCCUUUGGAUUCCCUAAACAUGCUCAAAGAGGAAGCGGCGGCUUUGUCUACGCUGGUGCACCUAUUUGACCGAGGCAAUGCCGAGAUCAAGAUCGGUCUAUGCCAUCUCCUCGAAGUUAUGGCUUCUUCUUCUGCCACCCGCGAGCUCUGCUCGCUCGUCGGCCAGUCCCCGCAGGUCUUGCAGAUUUUAGUUUCCAUGCUCAUCGACAAGUCAAGCACAAGCACUUUGAAAGCCUCGGAGGCGGCCGUCCGCGCCACGGCGGUCCUGUGCUCAUCGUCGGAGGACAACCGACGCCGCGCGAUCGGGCAAGGCGCGGUGGACGGCCUCGUCGCGCACCUGCUGUCGAAUUGCUGCGCUCGGCGCAACGCCGCGCCGGCAUUGGCCGCGCUGGAGCUCCUCCUGGAACUCGAGGCGGGGAAGAAGGCGCUGGUGGAGAACCCGAGCGGCGUGAGAGCGCUAGUGAAGAUGGUCUUCAGGGUGUCAACAGGGCACGAGGGGAGCGAGCACGCGCUGAGGUCACUGCUGGCCGUGUGCGGCGAAUCGGAGGGGGCAAGGGAGGCAGCGGUGGGCGCCGGCGUGGUGACGCAGUUGCUGCUGCUGCUGCAAAGCCAGUGCGGCGCGGCAGCGAAAACCAAAGCCAGGGCCCUGCUCAAGAUGCUGAGAGCUUCUUGGAAUGGCGAAACAAAGGAGGUUCUGUAACUGCAAUU
Messenger RNA from Zingiber officinale, 1208 nucleotides. RefSeq names its product U-box domain-containing protein 26-like. The transcript has a single exon. The record is from RefSeq and is a predicted model, not a curated record. Lineage: Eukaryota; Viridiplantae; Streptophyta; Magnoliopsida; Zingiberales; Zingiberaceae. The coding region runs from base 1 to 1200 and encodes 399 amino acids. Gene Ontology annotation, molecular function: ubiquitin protein ligase activity. Gene Ontology annotation, biological process: protein ubiquitination.